AGGUUCUUUCUAUUUGGAUCCGAACAUUUGGCGACACAAUUGAUAGAGAGAGCGAGAGAGAGCGAGCUUGCCCCAAAACCCACUGAAAUUUCACGCUACAUUGAAGAAAACUCUUUGACUAAGCAGUUCAUCUUUUCUGGGUCUUGGAGGUUCAGACUUCAGAGGCUCUACUACUUUCCUUUUUCGCCGUGAUUUGCUGUGCUUUGCUUCUUCAGGUGACAGAUGCCCAAUAGGGCAGCCCCCUACAACACCUAGAAUCAAACGCAUGGCCUCCACCAGCAAGUUGGGGAGAGAUGCUGCUCUGCCCAAUGGCUUCAUCUGAUUUACAUCACUAGCUUUUCAUAUUGGGAGAAGAUAAGUAGUGGGUUUUUAGGAAAUCGGAAAUCCAUCAUGUUCAGGCAAUCACCUAGUAGGAAUAACAGAUCCAGAGGCUUCAAGGUAAAGCAUGUCCUGCAAAUUUGUCUACUGCUGGCUGUUUGCUUCUGGUUAAUCUACCAAGUGAAGCACUCCCAUGACAAAAAGAAAGAAUUUGAUGCAAAUGAUGCAGAAAUCUCUGUAAGAGCACAAAAUGACAAUGAAGUUCUGAAAUUUGGGAGGAAAGACCUCCAUCCCCGAGUGGGGGAAACUACUAUUGAGAAUGAGAAGCGUAAGGAAGAUGAAGAAGAAACUGAAGCUGAAGAAGAAGAUCAAGAAGGAGAAGGCAAGCUUGAAAAGAAAGAAGAUGAAGGAAGAGGGGAUGGAGAUGAUGAGAUAGAUGAAAACGAUCAAGAGAAAACUGAAGGGGAAAGUUAUCGUGAAGAAGACUCUAUAGAUGACGAAAAAGAUAGAGAAGAGGAGGGUGAUGAGAAGGAAGGUGAAGAGAAAGAAGAUCAAUUUGAGCAUGAGAGUUUGUCAGAGGAGCAAGAUCAUGAUGGUGGUGGCAGGAAUACUCAUGAGGCACGAGAGGAACAUUACAGAGGGGAUGAUGCAUCCAGUGCAGUUGCUCAUGAUACUCAAACCAUUAGCACUGAAACUGAAAAUAUGAUGUUUGAAAACCAGAAUGAGAAUGAGUUGAAUAUUUUAGAACAGAAUAAUAAAUUCAAUGGCAAUGAAGUCAAUACUGUUCAGAAUAUUUCAGGACCAAUUGUGGCUGAAAGUGAAAGGGCUGGAAAUGGCACUUCUUUAGACAGGAUAACUUUUGAAGAGAAAGGUAACCAGACUAGCUUAUCUAACACUGGGGAUGGUUCCUUUCUGAAUUCGACAUUUGUAACAGAAUCCAAUAGUCCACCACAGGCAAGUUAUAAUUUAACAGAUGGGAAAAUAGAAACACAUGAUUCAUCCCUGGUGAAACAAACAGAUACCCUAUUGGAUUUGACUCGAAGUCAAAAUGCAACGGUAGAAGGCACAUCCACUGGAGAGAACUCAAGUUUGCAAAUUAUUGUGCAGGAACAGGCCAAUAGCUCUAAUGCAAUUUCUAUUAACAAUCAACCUGAUUCUAAUUCAACAAUAUCUUCCAAGACUGGGAAUGCAGAUGUUGCAAGGUCAGAUACAGCUAGUGAAGGUGAUAGUUCCAGCUCUUCAGCGACGAAGGAGAAUAUUGAUGGAACUCAAACCAAAAUGUCAGACACCAGCAAUAUGAUGAGCGUGAGACCAGAUCCAGCUGCCGAAGCAGAAGACAGAUCAGGGGUGUUGGCAACAAAGGAGAAUGCUGAUGCAACUCAAAGUGAGAAGUUGGAAACCCUUACCACAAUGGAUGGAAAAGAUGAAGGUUCAGGCUUUUCUUCGACAAAUGAGAACACAGAUGCUGUUCAGCAGGAUCCCAUUGAUUCGUCUGAUUCUUCCAUACCUCAAUACGAUAAAAAUGCUCACACAGAUUCUGAAACAUUACUAAAGAUUAGAAUGGGAGGGAGCGACAGUGAAGAUGCUGCAGCGGAAUGAUAGUUGUGAGUAGAUGAUGGAUUCUCUUUUCCUGUUUCCCUUUUAAGUUAAAGUUUUGUUUUCUCAGUAGUCAGUUCUGCAGCAUGAACUUGAACUCUUUGAUAUUUUUGCUUGAAUGAGUGAAACUCUGGCAAGUGUCUAGACAAAAUGUUCUCAACUACGCAAGCAAAUUUAGGCUAGUAUAAGAGUAAAGGAUUUAAUCUGUAUAAAUUAUUUUUGUUCA
Molecule: messenger RNA, 2140 nt
Organism: Malania oleifera
Lineage: Eukaryota; Viridiplantae; Streptophyta; Magnoliopsida; Santalales; Ximeniaceae
Exons: 3
Coding region: 391-1917 (508 amino acids)
Source: RefSeq, a predicted model, not a curated record